Ostertagia ostertagi is the source of this 264-nucleotide messenger RNA. The record is from the annotation of a GenBank genome assembly. Lineage: Eukaryota; Metazoa; Nematoda; Chromadorea; Rhabditida; Trichostrongylidae.
AUGAAUCAAGUAGAAUUUCAUCCUCAUUUUGUCCGGCAAGAGCUUAUGGAUUACUGUAAGAACAACGGCAUUUUCUUUCAGGCAUAUUCGUCUUUGGCUCGGCACAACCCUGAUCUAAUUGAGCAUCCAGCAGUAUUACAAUUAGCAGCUAAAUACGGAAUUUCUCCACAGAUUGUGUUACUAUCAUGGGCAGUUAGCCAAGGCGUUGGAGUCAUUCCGAAAUCAUCGAAUCCCCACAGGAUUGUGGACAAUUUGAAGGUAUGA